UCCUCAUUCUCUGCGAAGGAGUUUGCUGAAAUGAGUGGACGAGGGAAAACCGGGAAGGCCAAGAACAAGCCCAAGUCUCGCUCGUCCCGGGCCGGACUGCAGUUCCCGGUGGGCCGUGUUCACAGGCUCCUGAGAAAGGGUAACUAUGCUGAGCGGGUGGGUGCCGGAGCCCCGGUCUAUAUGGCUGCUGUGCUCGAGUAUCUGACGGCUGAAAUCCUCGAGUUGGCCGGUAACGCGGCCCGGGACAACAAGAAGACCCGCAUCAUCCCCAGACACCUGCAGCUGGCCGUCCGCAACGACGAGGAGCUCAACAAGCUGCUGGGAGGGGUGACCAUCGCUCAGGGCGGGGUGCUGCCCAAUAUCCAGGCCGUGUUGUUGCCCAAGAAAACGGGCGGGUCCACCAACCCCAAGGCCAAGUAAAGAGAUAAAGCGACAAUUUAAAAACCCAAAGGCUCUUUUCAGAGCCACUCAGAUUGUCUGUGGAAGGGCUGAGCACCGACCGGGGUGAGUCCGGGGCAUUUCCGUUCAAAGGGUCUGUCGUAGACAAGGGCUUAAACUCAAUCUAAAGUGCAUUUCCUUCCCCGAAUAGAAACCAGUAUUUAUCUCCGCACUUUACCGGGUUUUACCAAUUUUACUGCGCAUUUGACCGAAAAUGAAAGUCCCCCGCCCCCGCUUCCUGGUUAAUGCAGAGCGAUGCUUGAUUGGCGGUAAAUCGCCUAACGUAAUUGGCGAGUGUAAACGCCCAAUCAGAGAGCGGCCUUGUUUACCGAAACAUUGAAAUUUGAGAAGUCCUCCACGAGUAAGUUUUUAUAGAACAGUCCAAAAGUAAAUAACUACAGAUGUGUGCGAAUAGGAGCCAUCACAUGACCCUGAUCCAUUUAUACUAUAA
Molecule: messenger RNA, 889 nt
Organism: Mobula hypostoma (lesser devil ray)
Lineage: Eukaryota; Metazoa; Chordata; Chondrichthyes; Myliobatiformes; Myliobatidae
Product: histone H2A-like
Exons: 1
Coding region: 31-420 (129 amino acids)
Biological process (GO): heterochromatin formation
Cellular component (GO): nucleosome; chromatin
Molecular function (GO): protein heterodimerization activity; structural constituent of chromatin; DNA binding
Source: RefSeq, a predicted model, not a curated record